UUUAUUUAUUGAAACCCUCUGACUGGGUCUCCCUCUCUCUUACUUUCCAAACGGUCUCCACUUCAGCUUGACGAGGGAUUGUUGCUUUUUUAUUUUUCUCACUGGUGUUACCUCACGUCUCAUACAUUGCAACUCGGCUCCAUCACCAUCGUUGAGGUCUUUCAUUCACUAUCGCCAGUGAAUUGCUACUCUCCUGGAGUCCAUACGAGAGUGCAUAGUUCCCACUAUAAUUACCCUUGUUUCCGCAAGUGGUCCCUUCUUUCGGCAGAUGCAUACAAUACACCUAUAAGCUCUUUUCAUCUUGGUCUUCACUCAAAUAUUUAAGCCCCGCUCAUCUCUCUUCAUUAUAUCUGAAUUCACUUGUCACCAUUAAUCUUUUGCCACUUGGACAAGGCGGUCGCUCAACGACCUACUUGAACGGAUCAUGUCGGCUUCCCUUACCAAGGUCCUGCAUAGGAUGCAGGAGCUUUUUUCAAACGUCGUCGCCGCACUAGAAGCGAUGCUGUUGUUUCCAUCACUCUUCCGGGAUGCCUCCGGCAAGAGGAAAUCAUUCCACAGGGCAUCAUGGCGCCGCCGCACUCUCGAUGACCUUGCUGACGAAGUCGACCAUGUGUUCACAGCCCCACUAUCCAUGCAGAACAUGGCCAUGAUGUCCGAAAGGAUACGUGAACAGCUCCGAAUUUGUCUACAGUCUAGUCCGGUAAGCAUGUUGCCAUCCUACAACCAUGCAUUGCCAUCAGGAACGGAGAAAGGAACCUUCCUAGCCCUCGAUGUAGGAGGUUCCACCUUCCGUGUGGCUUUGAUUGAGCUUCGUGGAAACGGCGACAUGGAGAUUCUGCGGGUCAACUCGUCCCCAAUCGACGAGCAGGUGAAGCUUUUGGAGGGAACCUUAUUCUUUGACUGGAUGGCGGAGAAGAUCGAUUCAAUGCUCUCCGAGGUCGGCGCGCAGUACGGUCGAGAACUCGCACCAUUGUCCAUGGGCUUGUCGUGGUCCUUCCCAGUGGAACAGACGUCCAUCAACAGUGGUUUAGUGAUUCAGAUGGGCAAGGGUUUUCUGUGUUCGAAUGGUACUGUGGGACAGGAGCUGGGAGAUCUGAUUGUCCAAUCAUGUCGCAAACGUAGUUUGAACCUCCAAAUGGGUGCCAUUGUAAACGACAGCUCUGCUACUCUUCUUUCUCGUGCCUACGUGGACCCCAAGACCCGCAUGUCUCUGAUUCUCGGAACGGGAACCAAUAUGGCGAUUCAUUUCCCCGUGCAUGCGAUAGGAUUGACCAAAUUUGGCACCAGACCCGUAGGCUGGUUCGACUACGCCAAGCACGUCAUUAUCAAUAGCGAGCUGAGCAUGUUUGGUGGCAAGGUUUUACCGAUGAGUCGAUGGGACGAUGUGAUCAACCGUACGCAUCUUCGACCCGACUAUCAACCGUUAGAAUACAUGAUCACCGGGCGCUACUUGGGCGAAAUUCUUCGACUGAUCAUUGUGGAAGCCGUGGAUACCGCACAAUUGUUUGGAGGUGAACUCCCUCGCUCGAUGCGCGAUGCCUAUUCCUUCGACACGAGCAUCGUCGCCGCCAUUGAGGCCGAUACAUCAUCAUCGUUUGCUUCGUCUGCGGCUCUCCUCCAGAAGGAGCACACAUUCCACCGUGCUCCAACUGUGAAUGACCUCAAGUUCUUACGCCGUGUCUGUGAGAUUGUUUCGAACCGCUCCGCAGGGUACCUGGCAACAGCCAUCCACAGUAUGUGGUGUUUGCGCAACGAAGCUGAGUUCCCCGAAGUGACCGCCUCUGCAACAUCGUCAAUCAAGGAGACGCAAGAGGUGACUGUGGUCGAGAGCGAGCAUCCCCAGAGCAUGACUAUUGCAUGCGAUGGCAGUGUCAUCAACAAGUACCCUGGCUUCCGGGAUCGCUGCCAGGACUAUAUCAAUCAGCUGUUACAGGAGACGAAUGCUUCGAAGGGCACUUUGGAAGCGACUCCCAGCCCAUCCGUCCGCCUCGAUCCCGCGUCUGAGAGUGGGAUCCUUGGUGCUGCGGUUGCGGUUGCGGUCGCUGUGGCUGAGAAGGCCUCAACGUGAAUUGCGGGGGAGACCUAAUCGUUUUUUUUUUUCAAUCUCCUCCGGGAAAAUAAGAUACCACAGUCAUCUAUUUGUCGUUGUUUGUGUGUUGCGGAUGGUUCUGUCGGGCCUCAAACGGCGUUCAUAUUGCAUUAUCUGGUGUUAUGGUCUCGUAUUUCUUCGACCUCGUUUCUGCGCGUUUGGGUUGGCUUCGGGGUUCGGGCAUCUGGCUUGUUUUUUGUUGUGUCUUU
Molecule: messenger RNA, 2298 nt
Organism: Aspergillus caelatus
Lineage: Eukaryota; Fungi; Ascomycota; Eurotiomycetes; Eurotiales; Aspergillaceae
Product: putative hexokinase
Exons: 1
Coding region: 425-2068 (547 amino acids)
Biological process (GO): glucose 6-phosphate metabolic process; glycolytic process; intracellular glucose homeostasis
Cellular component (GO): cytosol; mitochondrion
Molecular function (GO): glucokinase activity; D-glucose binding; mannokinase activity
Source: RefSeq, a predicted model, not a curated record